Messenger RNA from Xenia sp. Carnegie-2017, 1426 nucleotides. RefSeq names its product inositol oxygenase-like. Gene Ontology annotation, cellular component: cytoplasm. Lineage: Eukaryota; Metazoa; Cnidaria; Anthozoa; Malacalcyonacea; Xeniidae. Gene Ontology annotation, biological process: inositol catabolic process. The record is from RefSeq and is a predicted model, not a curated record. Gene Ontology annotation, molecular function: inositol oxygenase activity; iron ion binding. The transcript has 8 exons. The coding region runs from base 266 to 1186 and encodes 306 amino acids.
GACGUCCAAAGCUCAAAUAAUGAGCAAAAUGUUGCCCAUGUUCACAAACCUUACAAAUACAGGUUGUCGUUUCACAACGAAACCUGUUUUAGUUAAUUUGACGAAACUAUAUAAUGGCAAUACGUCAGAAUGUUUUGUCAGAAUACGGAUGUUUUUAUGAAUUCACUUGGCUUGGCUUUCACUCGUAAUAUUUACUAAAAGUUGUCUCUUGCCUGGUCAAAUUUUUCUUCGGCUGGUCUAAAUAUUCUUUGGAAGUGUACGAAAAAUGAAAGAUUUACUUUCCCAUCAGGUUUUUAUCCCAGAUCCUUCCCAAUUACAUCGACCAGAAACACUUUAUGAGGAGUAUAAUACAUUACAUCAACUAAAACCGGUUGCUAAGAGUCUUGAAGAUGUUGGAAAAGAUGUGGAGACAUUUCGUAACUAUGAUGUGAAUGACAGCAUGGCUUAUGUCAGAGAGACAUAUCGAAAAAUGCACACGGAACAAACUGUUGAAAAAGGAGAGCAAAUGCGCAAAGAAUGGUUAUCACUUGAUCAUGAUGAGAUGACAAUAAUGGAUGCUAUUACACUCUUGGACAAUCUUGUUGAUGAGAGUGAUCCCGAUAUUGAUUUACCAAACUCAGUUCAUGCUUUCCAAACUGCUGAGAGAAUACGGGAAGCACAUCCAGAUAAAGAUUGGUUUCAGUUAGUUGGCCUGAUCCAUGAUGUGGGAAAAGUUAUGGCAUUGCAUGGUGUUCCACAGCAUUUUGUUGUUGGAGAUACAUAUCCUCUUGGCUGCAAGUUUUCAGAGAAAAUUGUCUUUUCAGAACAACUUGUGGCAAACCCUGACACAAAAGUACCGAAGUACAGUUCUACGUUUGGCAUGUAUAAACCCAACUGUGGCCUUGAUAAUGUGCAGAUGUCUUGGGGACAUGAUGAGUAUAUGUAUCAAGUAUUAAUUGGAAAUGGAUGCAAGAUACCAAAUGAAGGUUUAUAUAUGAUCAGAUAUCAUUCAUUCUAUCCAUGGCAUUGUGAAGGAGAAUAUGAUCAUCUCUGUAGCGAUAAAGACAGAACCAUGCUCCCUUGGAUCAAGGAAUUUAAUCGAUUUGAUCUUUACUCAAAAGCAGAUUCCUUACCUGAUGUCAAGAAGAUUAGACCAUAUUAUCAAUCUCUCAUUGACAAGUUUUGUCCUGGAACAUUAAAGUGGUGAUUUUUACUGUCUAUAUACAUGUACUGAUCCCAAACAAUUUUUUUGCUCAAUUUGUAAAUGAAAUAAUUACUCUCCAAUGUAUUUAAUUGUAAUAUAACUGAAUUUUUGUGGGUCCCUCUUUGCAGAAAUAAUUGUGCAGUUAAAACUGACAAUAAAUGUAAUGCAAGUCUUGGAUACAUAUAUAUCAUCCUAUACAUAUAUAUAUUUUUUCGUUACGUAUAAAUAAUAUAAUUCUUCAAA